Messenger RNA from Clonostachys byssicola, 1497 nucleotides. The record is from the annotation of a GenBank genome assembly. Lineage: Eukaryota; Fungi; Ascomycota; Sordariomycetes; Hypocreales; Bionectriaceae.
AUGGCGCUCAAACCGAACAUCCAAUCCCUCCCAAUGGAGGUGCUGGAUUACGUAUUCGCCCAUAUGGACGACAAGGAGUCUAUCAAGCAAUCUCGCCUCGUUUCUCGGGCCUUCAACAACGCAGCUACUCCAUAUCUUAUAGACAAGGCGCAAGUCCGCGUAACCUCCGAAUCCCUAUCACGACUCGAGGAGCUCUGCAGCCAUGAUAUAUUUUCCAAAUCCAUCACCAACGUCACCAUCAUUCUCUCCCAGUACGAUGUCGGCCUGGCCAUGGAUCAAUCUCUUUUCAUGCAGGAUUGCACCGGGCGCUUACUGCGGAAUAUGGAGAUGCGCGAACGCAUGGGAGCCUACAAAUGGCGUCGCAUGAUCGCCAGUAGGUGCGGCAAGAGAGUGCCGCCAUUCAGCUUCCAGGAUAAAAGCAGGGAGGACGCUCUCCAGAGAGAGAUUGAACAGCAGCUUUGGGGACUGAUGUACUUCAAUCCUGCGCUCCUCGAGAUCUCGGAAGAAGGUUUCGAUGAGAAUGAAGCUACUCCGUUUCAACAGGUCGCCAUGCGACUCUACACCACAUAUAGGGAACGAUGCCAAGAUCAGGAGAGGCUUCGCCACGGGAACAACCAUGUUGACCGGAUCUGUUCUGCGCUGACCAAGCUUCCGAACCUCUGUAACCUGCGCCUCAACGACCCCUACCUUUUAGUGGACAAGGAGUUGCAAGCUUCUGAUUUCCCGGAUCUCGGCUUUGAUCGGAGGAUGUUGGAACACUUCGACUGCAUACUCUCGCCUUCGCGGUGGUGCGGCUCGCAUACCACGAGGUCUACCAUUGUCCCACCGGUUGAGAUGUUGGGAGAGCUCUGCGCCCGGCUUGGCCAAAGCGGUAUCAGACCUCGAUCAGUAUGGGUGAGAAUGACCACACCCGCGGACCUGUGGCGCGUCACGUUGUCGAGGGAGCAACAGGCCGGCCUCAAGCUUCUCAUGUCUAAAGUCAGUCAUGCUAGGAUGGACGUGGACGGGAUGGAGACUCAUGAGCGGCCCAGGGAUGGCUUCCUCGGCCUUUGCUCUUUCACCAAGCCCUUCUUUACAGCUCCGAAUCUAGAAAUGCUACACAUCAAUUUUGACAAUUAUACGUCUAGCUGUCGAACGCCCGAGGCCGGCUUAUCUUAUCUCCUACCCUUGGAGAACCCUUGGCAACACCUGGAUACUCUGAUUCUCAGAUACCAGCCCGCUACCAUCGACGAUUUGAGGGCGCUUGUUACUCUACAAGCAGAUACUCUCACGAAUUUCAAGUGGGACUAUGGUUGGCUUCUGAGUGGCCGUUGGUCAGAAGUAGUGGAACUGUUACGGGGUUUCCGAAAGCUCAAACAGGUGUCCUUGGAGUACCCGAAGGGUGAGUACUUCGGGACACAAAAUACUCCUACAGGUGACGUUCCUUAUGACGAAAUGCGUAGCUACAUCCUUAGGGAGACGGAUAUCAAUCCUUUGGUCGCUGAGCAUACAAGCUAG